AUGUCAUUUGCCGGCGUGUCUAUUAUCAACUACAGUGAUGUCACCGGCUACUCCAUCGAAGUCUCCGCGGCCAGCGGGUAUCACCUGCUUGUUGUUAGAGGCUACUCGCGUACGAAAUACUAUGCAUCAGGCACGGUGAUCCGGUCUCGCCUGUUCAAGGUAGGGGGGCAUCGCUGGUGCAUCCAGUACUUCCCUGAAGGCAACGCGGCCGAGUGCGCCGGCUCGGUGUCCUUCUUCCUCGCCCUUCUCGAUGAGAAUGUCACCGAGCCUCUCAAGAUGCAGUACGAUUUCAGCUUCGUCGACGAGCUUGAGAAGCAGGAUCCAGCAUAUAUCCGUGCAAACGAGCCACAUGGUUUCUCCAGCUCACACCCAUGUUGGGGUUACGAUGGUUUGAUCAAAAGGGAUGCUCUUGAGAAAUCAAAACAUUUCAACAAGGAUUGUUUCACUAUCCGAUGCGACCUCGUCAUUGCCACCACGGUUGAUAUCUCCAUCAAGGUACCACCUUCCACCAUACAUCAGCAUAUCAACGACCUCCUCCUGUCCAAGGAAGGCACUGACGUGACCUUCAGUGUUGGCAGUGAGACGUUCGUCGCCCACCGAUGCGUGCUCGUGGCUCGGUCUACGGUCUUCAAGGCUCAGCUCUUUGGCCCCAUGAAGGAAGGCGUGGUAGCAAGCGUUGUGCAAAUACAGGACAUGGAAGCAAAAGUAUUUAGGGCCUUGCUUAGCUUUGUUUACACCGACUCGCUGCCCGAUACAGAGGUAGACAUGGGGGAGGGAAAAAAGGGUGGCGAAGAAGCAUUAUGGUUGCAACACUUGCUUGCGGCUACGGAUAGAUAUGAUCUCCAAAGGCUGAAGGUACUAUGUGAAGAAAAGUUAUGCAAGCACAUAGACGUGAAGUCGGUGAAAACUAUUUUUACUAUAGCUGAGCGGCACAACUGUUGUGGAUUGAAAGAGGUGUGCCUUGAAUUCCUCAAGGCUCCUGCUAUUUUGAAAGAAAUAACAGCAGCUGACGUCUUUGACGAUAUAAUUAGGACAUGCCCCUUUCUUUUAAAGGAGCUAAUCGGCAAGUUUGCUUUCUAA
Molecule: messenger RNA, 1080 nt
Organism: Triticum aestivum (bread wheat)
Lineage: Eukaryota; Viridiplantae; Streptophyta; Magnoliopsida; Poales; Poaceae
Product: BTB/POZ and MATH domain-containing protein 3-like
Exons: 1
Coding region: 1-1080 (359 amino acids)
Biological process (GO): protein ubiquitination
Molecular function (GO): protein binding
Source: RefSeq, a predicted model, not a curated record